Exophiala mesophila is the source of this 2913-nucleotide messenger RNA. Its product is annotated as DNA mismatch repair protein msh-2. The record is from RefSeq and is a predicted model, not a curated record. Lineage: Eukaryota; Fungi; Ascomycota; Eurotiomycetes; Chaetothyriales; Herpotrichiellaceae. Gene Ontology annotation, biological process: mitotic recombination; mismatch repair. The transcript has 2 exons. Gene Ontology annotation, cellular component: MutSalpha complex; nucleus. Bases 43 to 2847 code for a protein of 934 amino acids. Gene Ontology annotation, molecular function: ATP binding; mismatched DNA binding; ATP-dependent DNA damage sensor activity.
CGAAACCUCAUGUCACACAAUACUAGAAUCUCAGCAUAAGCAAUGGCAUCUCGGCCUGACUUGAAGGUUGACGAUGAGACUGGCUUCAUCCGCACCUUUCGCUCCUUACCCGCCAGUCCUGAGGGUUCCAGCACCAUCAGAGUAUUUGACCGAGGUGACUAUUACUCAGCACAUGGCGAUGAUGCCGAUUUCAUUGCACGCACUGUAUACAAAACCACCGCCGUAAUCAGAAAUCUUGGACGAUCAGACAACUCCCUUCCCAGUGUUACAUUAUCAACCACCGUCUUUCGUAACCUCCUUCGUGAAGCACUUUUCAAACUUGGAAAGAGAGUCGAGAUAUGGGACAACCAAGGAAAGGGGAACUGGAAGCUUGCACGGCAAGCUAGUCCGGGCAAUCUUCAAGCAGUCGAAGAAGAGCUAGGUACAGGUCUUGACAGCCAGGGCGACAGUGCUCCCAUCAUUCUCGCCGUCAAAGUGAGGGCAAAGGCAGGGGAAGCGCGCAGUGUAGGUGUCUGCUUCGCAGAUGCUAGCGUUCGAGAGCUUGGAGUCAGCGAGUUUCUCGACAACGAUCUCUACUCAAACUUCGAAAGUCUCUUGAUUCAGCUUGGGGUGCGCGAGUGCGUUUUGGCAAGCGACAAUCAAAAAUCCAAGGACCCAGAGCUCGCAAAGCUGCGACAAAUCGCAGAUGCAUGUGGCAUAGCCAUCACCGAGAGGUCUUUGGCCGAUUUCGCUGCCAAAGACAUUGAACAGGACCUCGCCAGACUUCUCAAAGGUGAAAAUGCCAUGGGCCUUCUUCCCCACGCAGAAUUCAAACUGGCAAUGGGCAGUGCUGCAGCAUUGAUCAAAUACCUAGGUGUUUUGACUGAUCCAAGCAAUUUUGGUCAGUAUAAUCUGUAUCAGCACGACCUCAGCCAGUACAUGAAACUAGAUGCCGCCGCCCUCAGGGCACUCAACCUCAUGCCGGGACCAAGAGAUGGCUCCAAGAACAUGAGCCUUUUUGGACUUCUCAACCACUGCAAAACACCGAUAGGUGGCCGUCUCCUCUCACAGUGGCUCAAGCAACCUUUGAUGAGUCUGGAGGAGAUUGAAAAGCGACAGCAGCUGGUCGAGGCAUUCGUCACAGACACCGAGCUUAGACAAACCAUGCAGGAAGAGCAUCUGCGGUCUAUACCCGACCUCUAUCGGCUUGCAAAGAAAUUUCAACGCAAACUCGCCAACCUCGAAGAUGUUGUUCGCACAUAUCAAGUUGUCAUUCGCUUGCCGGGAUUCAUUGAAGCACUCGAGACCGUGGUUGAUGAACAAUAUCAGAUUCCCCUAGAAUCGUCAUAUACAUCCAAGUUCAAGGAACUAUCGAACUUCCUAGGCAAGCUGGCCGAGAUGGUGGAAACGACAGUUGAUCUGGAUGCACUCGACCGGCACGAAUUCAUUAUCAAACCAGAAUUCGAUGAUGGACUCCGGGUCAUCAGGGCCAAGCUUGAUGAUGUUAGGCACCAAAUGGAUGUUGAACAUCGGCGAGCCGGCAAAGACUUGAACCAGGAUCUGGAGAAGAAGCUCUUUCUGGAAAAUCAUCGAGUGCACGGCUACUGCUUUCGACUGACACGAACAGAAGCUAGCUGUAUCCGAAACAAGCCCAAAUACAAAGAAAUUUCGACUCAGAAGAAUGGAGUUUACUUUACCACUGACACACUGCAAAGCCUGAGGCGAGAGCAUGACCAGCUUUCCUCGACGUACAACAGGACUCAGACAAAUCUAGUCUCCGAGGUUGUCACAGUUGCAGCUUCGUACGUCCCAGUUAUUGAGCAGCUCGCUGGAAUUAUUGCACACCUUGAUGUCGUGGUGAGCCUGGCACAUGUCUCUGUUCACGCGCCGACUGCGUAUGUACGACCCAAGAUGCACGCCCGUGGCCAGGGAGACACUGUGUUGAAAGAGGCGAGACAUCCGUGCAUGGAGGCGCAGGACGACAUCAGUUUCAUCACGAAUGAUGUAGAACUCAGGCGCGAGAAGUCGCGAUUCCUCAUCAUUACCGGUCCCAACAUGGGUGGCAAGUCAACCUAUAUCCGGACGAUCGGGUGCAUCGCACUGAUGGCCCAAAUUGGAUGUUUCGUUCCUUGCUCUGAAGCCGAGCUAACCAUCUUUGACUGUAUCCUAGCUCGGGUAGGUGCAUCUGACUCUCAACUUAAAGGGGUCUCGACGUUCAUGGCUGAGAUGCUUGAAACGGCGAACAUACUUAAGAGUGCCACUAGAGAUUCAUUGAUCAUCAUUGAUGAAUUAGGACGAGGAACCAGUACCUACGAUGGGUUUGGUCUCGCAUGGGCCAUAAGCGAAGAGAUCGUGAACAAGAUUGGAGCGUUUGGUUGUUUUGCCACUCACUUCCAUGAACUGACAGCACUUGCUGAGAAGUUUCCGAACUCUGUCAAAAACCUGCACGUCGUUGCGUUUGUUGGAGAUCAGCAAACAAGGGGGGAUGCUGAGGCUGACCCCAAGUCAAAACGCAGAGAAGUCACUUUACUGUAUCGCGUCGAACCUGGUGUCAGUGACCAGAGCUUUGGCAUCCACGUGGCAGAACUUGUACGAUUUCCGGAGAAGGUGGUCAAUAUGGCAAGGCAGAAGGCAGAAGAGCUGGAAGAUUUCACCAGUGUUACGGAGGAUCAUGCAAGAAAGAAUCUCACCAAAGAAGAAGCAGAGGAGGGCAGCCGACUCUUGAAGGAAGCUCUCAAGAGAUGGAAACAGCAAAUUGAAGGGCAGAAUAUGACCAAGGAUGAAAAGCUCACACUCAUGCGGACGCUGGUCAAGCAGGACGAGAAGCUAAUGGCCAAUCGGUUCUUCCAAUCUGUGCAAAGUCUGUGAGAUACGACAACAAGAAGAUGGAAAUUGUAUGAUUAGCACCGGCGUUGGGAAAUAGGACGCCAAGCA